Molecule: messenger RNA, 963 nt
Organism: Vigna angularis (adzuki bean)
Lineage: Eukaryota; Viridiplantae; Streptophyta; Magnoliopsida; Fabales; Fabaceae
Product: LIM domain-containing protein WLIM1
Exons: 5
Coding region: 202-777 (191 amino acids)
Biological process (GO): actin filament bundle assembly
Cellular component (GO): plasma membrane; actin cytoskeleton
Molecular function (GO): actin filament binding
Source: RefSeq, a predicted model, not a curated record
CUCUAGCAAGUUUGAAAAUUAGGUGCAUCAUAUGCAGGACCAACAUUUUCAACUGCUACUCUGAAUUUGUCUGAGUCUGAGCUGUUGAUUCUACCAACACACAACUCUGAGUGUGAAAAGGAAAAAGUGAAAAGAAGAAAUUGGGAGAAAAAAAAAAGGUAUUCUCUUCAUUCAGUGAGGUUCUGAAUUGUGCAACUUGAGAUGGCAUCAUUUGCAGGGACUACCCAGAAGUGCAAAGCAUGUGAGAAGACAGUGUAUUUGGUGGAUCAGCUCACUGCUGACAACAAGAUCUAUCACAAAUCCUGUUUCAGAUGCUACCACUGCAACGGUACCCUCAAGCUGAGUAACUAUUGUUCCUUUGAGGGUGUUUUAUACUGUAAGCCUCAUUUUGAUCAACUCUUUAAGAAGACUGGUAGCUUGGAGAAAAGUUUUGAAGGUAUUCCAAGAACUGCUAGACUUGAAAGAUCUGCUGAUCAGGUCCAAACCAAUAGCAAGGUUUCAAAUUUAUUUGCUGGAACUCAGGAAAAAUGUGUUGCUUGCAAGAAAACAGUGUACCCAAUUGAAAAGGUAGCUGUUGAUGGAACAUCUUACCAUAAGGCUUGUUUCAGGUGCACUCAUGGAGGAUGUGUAAUUAGCCCAUCAAAUUAUGUUGCCCAUGAACACCGUCUUUAUUGUAGGCACCAUCACACUCAGUUGUUCAAGCAGAAAGGUAACUUUAGCCAACUCGACAAGCAAGAAAAUGAUGAAGGGGUAACCGAGAACACAACAACAGAGUAGUAAUAGCAUGCAUGCAACUUUCAAAUUACAGUGGCAAUACAACUUUAGUUCGUGACUCUUUUUCAGGAACAUAUGUGCCAUUGUUUCAAUCCACUUUUCUCUCUUUUUGUUUUGUAUGAGAAAAAUUUUGCUAGACAAAUUUUGGGGUUAAUAAUUGAGAAGUAAUUAGUAGUUAUUUCAGCAUAA